Messenger RNA from Amblyraja radiata (thorny skate), 9346 nucleotides. Its product is annotated as rho GTPase-activating protein 23. Gene Ontology annotation, molecular function: phospholipid binding; protein binding. Gene Ontology annotation, biological process: signal transduction. The record is from RefSeq and is a predicted model, not a curated record. Lineage: Eukaryota; Metazoa; Chordata; Chondrichthyes; Rajiformes; Rajidae. The coding region runs from base 549 to 6548 and encodes 1999 amino acids. The transcript is spliced from 26 exons.
UUAAAAAAUGGUUGAACAUAACUCAUGUACUCGACUGUUUAGUUUACUCACUUUGCUCUGGCAUGUGACGGUUUUUACAGCAGUGUGAAACUUCCAAUAGUCUUCUGCAAAUGUCAGCUGGUGACUUGGGUCAGAGGUCAGUGUUUGAGGCCAAAAGCUCGGAACAGCUGCUGGCUCACAGCAUGCUGUGUGCAGGGAGGUGGCUGCUCUUUCAGUUUUUGUUUGAGUGUCUGACAUUCCAGUUAAAGACUUUGUGCCUCGCAGUCUGCAGUCAUGCCCUGCAGCCUCACUUUUAACCAUCUCUGGAAUAUAUUUUGGUGCAUUGUCAAAAUGAAUGAAAGGAAUGAGGAAGAGUGAAAAUGCUGAUUUCUACAUCGUCUCAGAUGCAGGGUGAAUGUUUCAUUGUGAUAUGUGAUGAGUAACUUGUCAAUGGAUACUGGAACUGGAAAGCAACAAUUAUCUUGGACUAAUGACAGCCACACCUGAAAAGAGUGGGUUGGGAGUUGCUCUUCGAGUUGGAUUAAAGUAAACGGAGAAACGGGCAGGUAAUGAUCUGUGGAAGCAUGUCCAGUGCUGGGAAAACUGCUUGCAGCGCCGGCUUGAUCAACAGACACUGGAACUGGGAAAAACCAGUGGGGAUUGACUGCAGUUCUCCUGAGCCCCGUUGUAUUUGGCUGGCUGCCCUAAGAAAUGUGACCUUGGAGGUAAACCCCAGGAAGGAGAGGAACAAUGAUAUCUCAGCUGUCAAAGGAAAGCACAGUUUUCCUGUUUGGGAAGAGGAGGAAGAGUUGCUGACUAAAACCCAGCGAGAUGAGAGAUCCCCCAAUGAAAAUGCUAACACGGUGCAGGAUGAAAUAUUUUCAUGGCCUGGCCCAAAGACUGUGCUACUACACAAGAACUCUCAAGGUUUCGGAUUCACGUUGAGACACUUCAUUGUCUACCCUCCGGAAUCUGCUGUGCAUCCGAGCUUUAAGGAUGAAGAAAAUGGAAAUGGAAGAGGACGUCAGAAAGGCCAAACAGAACCUAUGGAUACCAUUUUUGUUAAAAGUGUAAAGGAAGGAGGAGCAGCACAUCAAGCUGGGCUUUGUACAGGUGAUCGGAUUGUUAAGGUGAAUGCAGAGAGUAUAAUUGGCAAAACUUAUUCUCAAGUGAUAUCUCUGAUUCAAAAUAGCGAUGAUGUAUUGGAGCUCUCAGUUAUGCCCAAAGAUGAAGACAUUCUGCAGGUGCCUCCUUCUGUUGGGAGGGCAGGUGAGCAAGCUGUAUUCUUCUGCCUGACUUCAACACCUAUGCCAUCCCAUGCUCAGCUGUCAAUAGACAAUUGUGAGGCCUAUUCUCAGGAUGCUUACCUGAAAGGUAAUGAUCCAUAUUCUGGUAGUGCACACCACAUACCAGAGCCGCCACCCGUGUGCUACCCUCGACAUUUGGCCACCACCCAGACGAAAGAGCCUUUACUGACAGAUUCUUCACGGGGAAUGCUAGUGGACAACAGGAAUUACAAUGCCAGCUCGGGUUCUGACAGAGGAUUCUAUUCCGAUCCGUCAUCACCGCAGGAUAUUAGUACCACAACGAGUCCGCCUGCCAGCGUGUGGAAUGAAGGACAGGGUAGAUCGCGAUCAUCAGAUCUGUUGGCUGAGAUUGGAAUAAGUCAUUCAAAUCCCAUGCAUCACGUGGUGGAGGUGCAGUAUGGAAUAAAGCCCAGAUCAGUUUUAAUGAGAGAAAUGACUGCGUCGUCUUCAAAUUCCGUUGUACAGGGUCCAAUAAGCAAUAAAUAUGGUUCGGGUUCAGCUGCUAUGCAAGAUAGAUAUAGGGGGCGUUCUAAACAUGUUCCUUUCUCAUCAGUCUCAAACCACAAUGUUUACUCGGGUCCUAAAACUAAUGUGGGCCAGAGAACUUACACCAGUUCUGUGAACAAUAGGGAAAAUGACUAUUUUCAUUCUGAUAUUCGGGGGUCAUGGGAGCGACUUGGCAGCACCAAAACAAGCUGCCAUCAAUAUAACCCACCCAGUUGGCAAUCUGCUCAGUUGCCACGUCGAAGCUCCUCUGAAGAUCGUUGUUAUACUGCUAUGCCCCCGAAAUCCAAGAGUUACUCUCACGACAGACUUGAGGAGACUUCAUUACACAAACAUUGGCAUCAUAGUGCUUCCCAAGAUACUUUGCUUGAACCUAUGAAUGAACAAUGGAGUUACAGGACUCGUUCAGAGGAUUAUCUGGGAAAAUAUGACCUAUCAUUGGAGAAUUUAACGCCCAAUGUCUUUACAACAGGUGGGGACAGAUUUUUAUGGACUCAUUCAAAGACUGGUACAACAAGUGGUGGUUUUUCUAAGUCUGGUGGACAAGAACAUUUGUUUUGGCAGCAUAGACCAGUGGGAUACCCUUCAGGUGAUCCUGCAAUGCAUGGUCAUAAGCAUUCAUCCCACCCAAACUCCAGCAGCAGCAGUGCAUAUUAUAAAAACACAAACUCCAGAAUAUCUAUUCCUCCUCAACAGCAAUGCAGAAAUGCAGCUACUCAUUCUCACUCGGUAAAGAGAACAGAUAUUGCACAUGUAGGGCAACAGACUACCAAUGUUUCUCAAAGUAACGUAACUCACCUUUCAGAUAGGCCGGUGUUUGUUUCUGGUUUGACUGUCAGUGAGUCCAAGGCUGAACGUUGUGCAUCCUUUCAAGUCAGGAGAAUUGAUGUGCCCGUUGUUCGAGACCAAAGACAGACCAAUCAUGAUCGGCAGGGUGGAUUAUACCCAAAACAGACAGACAGGAACUGUGGUAAGGAGGCAGUGUUUCAACAGGACAUUCAACCUUUUGCUGUUGCAAAGUCUGGAGUUUCCCAACUCCCCGAAUGUGAGCUCCCUCUGGAAUUCGUACACAAGGAACAAGAAAUGCCACCAACAAACAAAGCAGCGUUCUUGAGGCAAAAGCCUCCCACUGGCCGAAGAGUACCACCCCCUCUCCGGUACCCAACUUGCACGGAUAUGGUAGAACCAACAUCCGGCAUCUUGUCACCGGCUGACAUGUCUGAAAAUGGAUCUUUGGAACAGGCAACUGAAAAACUUGAAGGGACAGCUGUAAAAUCCCCUGCAGACUCAUUGGCCUCAAUUCCAUAUAUUGAUGAGCCAACAAGUCCAAGUAUUGACCUAGUGGCAGGUCACAUCCCUGCCUCAGCUGUUGUUUCCAGUGUCCAGACCUCACCACCAACUAUCAUCACAAGUCCUGCUUCUCCAACAUUCACCUUCCCCCACCUCAUUCACCCUCGACAUUACUCUCAGGACUGCAGCAGCAUUAAAGCCAGUCGACGGUCAUCUUACCUUCUUGCUAUAACAACAGAGAGAUCAAAAUCUUGUGAUGAAGGCCUGAAUGCUUACCAUGAUGAGGCAAAAGUGUACUCGAAAUUGCCAAUCCGAGUUCCUAGUCUGAAGAUGCUGAGAAACUUUUUCAUGGAAGGGUCCUCAGAAAGCUUGGAUGGUCCUGAAAACAACAGAUCCAAGCGCCAUUCUACGUCUGACCUCUGUGACGUGACCUUCAGUGAUGUCAGGAAAGAGGGCUGGCUAUACUAUCGACAGCUGGUCACAGAGAAGGGAAAGAGGGUUGUGAGCAGCAUUCGAUCUUGGAAAAGGGUCUAUGCCCUCGUGCGAUCGCAUUCUCUAUAUCUGUACAAGGACAAAAGGGACGCAGUGACCUACGUUACUUCUCCUGCUGACGAUGAACAGCCCAUUUGUGUUAAAGCCUGUCUGAUUGAUAUUUCGUACAGUGAGACUAAAAGGAAGAAUGUUUUCAGGCUGACUACUUCGGAUUUCUGUGAAUACCUGUUUCAGGCUGAGGAUAGAGAUGAUAUGUUGAACUGGAUUAAAAUCAUCCAAGAGAACAGUAAAACCGAGGGAGAGGACACAAGUGCCAGAUUGAUACAAGUCAAAUUAAAGGAGUACAGGAACCAGAGCCCUGCCAAUAAUAAAUCGGACUCUUCGCCAAAGGGAUCACGGCAUCAUGUCAUCCGUCGACCGCGAUCCCCCAGACAAGAUAAUGCAAACAAAGAUGAAAGUAGCCCUCCUAAGGACAAGAGCUCUUGGUUGAACAUAAUGAAGAAGACCAAAAAAACAGUUUCUGGAGCAGCUUUUGGUGUUCGGCUGGAGGAGUGUCAGCCUGGUGUAAAAAACAAGUUUAUUCCGUUGAUAGUGGAGAUGUGUUGUCAACUGGUGGAGGAGAAGGGUUUGGAGUGCACAGGGAUCUAUAGGGUACCAGGGAACAAUGCCAUGGUCUCCAGCCUACAAGACCAACUGAAUAAGGGAAUGACUGAUCUAAAUACCUCAGAAGAAAAAUGGCAGGACCUGAAUGUGAUCAGCAGUUUGCUUAAACUAUUUUUUCGAAAGCUUCCUCAGCCUCUAUUCACAGAUGAUAAAUACAAUGAUUUCAUCGAAGCUAACAGACUGGAUGAUGCAGCGGAAAGACUUCAAACAUUUAAGAAACUGCUUUGGAAUUUACCAGAAUAUUAUUUUGAAACCCUGAAGUUUCUCACGGGUCACCUGAAGACUGUGGCAGAUCACUCUGAAAAGAACAAGAUGGAACCGCGGAAUCUGGCACUGGUGUUUGGCCCAACACUUGUGAGAACAUCAGAGGACAAAAUGAUUGACAUGGUGACACACAUGCAAGAUCGGUACAAAAUCAUUGAAACAUUGAUACAACAUUAUGACUGGUUUUUCAAUGAAGAUCGGGACAUGGAUGGGAAAGCUCCAGUUGACCAUGGAUGUAAUACAGAGUUACAACCAGUACCUAACAUAGACCAUCUCCUCUUAAACAUUGGGAGAACUGGAGGAGCACCAGGGGAUAUCUCAGCAGAUUCGGAUUCAACCACUAGUGAUUCAGCAAAGUCGAAGGGAUCGUGGGGGUCCAGGAAGGAUCUAUACAACAGGGAGCUCGUGAUGUCAAUCUUUGCAGCGGCCAACCGUAAGAGGAAGAAAAAGGAGGCAAAAGUGCUUGAAAGUAGCACAGACGAUGAUUCGGAGCAUGAACCUAUUAAGGCUAUUAACAAAGAGAGAUUAUUAGACAAGAAGGAAACAGACAAAAAGAAGGAUGUGGCAGGACAGAAAGAGAAGGAGCUGGGCAUGAGCAGGAACAGAGGAGUGGAGCCGAUUCACCAGUCCAUUGUUCGUAAAGAAAGUCUGAAGAAAGCAGGAGAAUCUAAUCAUUCAAACCAGCACUGCCAUCAGCCGUCUCAGUGGGAGAGCGAAGAAGCUAAUGUGGACUCUUCAUCUAAACCACAUCUCAGCCCAUCUUCAAUUGGCACUGAGCAUUCGCUCAAAGAAGGGACCGCCCUCAAACCUCUGGAUUCAGACAGAAGGAGAAAAUGCCCAGGUGAUCCAACAACUAGUACUGGUCCUCAGUGUAACAACAAUAGUGAACUGUUUUCCAAAAGCUCCAAGCAGAAGAUGUGGCACACACCUGAGAUGGAGCACAGGGAGUUAAUUCCCACCGAUGCCAGCUCAAUUGUUUCAGGAUAUUCCACCAUUUCGUCCGUAAUGACAACCCUGGAUCACCACUUCUGUUCUGAGGUGCAAUCCAUUGCAGAGAGUAGGGGCGAUGAAGCUGAUGAUGAGAGAAGUGAGCUAAUCAGUGAGUGCGGAGGUCAGAUUGAAACGGACAAUGAAAGUGGUUACCUCACACGCACGCUGCCAAGCAAGGCUUCCAGCUCGCAGCAGGAGAGAGGAAGGUUUUGUCGUCGUGAGUCAGAUAGCAACACAAGCUCUGACAAAGAAGGAAAUGCAACACAAAAGUUAAGCAGUACGCCAUCUUUUAAUUCUCACAGAUUAAUACAGUGCGACACUUUGGCUCGGAAGAAAUUGGCCAAACCAAAAGGAACAAAUGAUCUUGGCACCAUGAUCAAUGAAGAUAAAGAGCCUUCAGUGGUAACAAAUCUGUUUGAUAAUGCGAAUCAUCCCAAUUCCACCAAAAAACACAGUUUCCUCAAGAGCGACUCGAACAAAGAAGACACGACAAAGGCAGCAAAACGCAUACUGGCUGAUCAAACAAAAGUUCGGCUCAAAACCUCGGCAGAUGAUAUGUUUGGCGUAGGGCUGAGAAAACAGAGUUCUCCAGAGACGCGUAGAAAGAAGAGCAUUCGAAGGAGACACACAGUGGUGGUACAGAAUGAUUUAUCAGAGUUUCACUUCAGAGAAUGGAAAGAAAACCAACUGGAAAGCAAGGACAGCAGCUACAAAGGGGGCAAAGCAUCUAACAUGAGCCAGUUAAAGCAUAAAGUUGAUUCUUGGGAGACGUCAGAUUCAGUAGGAAAAAUACAGCCGGAUUUAGAAUCUAAACCCAACGAAAUACCCAGACCGGGUGACCCAGACCCACAGUAUUGUUCCAGUCAUUUAAGUGGGAAUCUUCAACCUGAACAGCCAGCAUUCAAUAACAAGAACUUGAGCAGCAAUACAACCUCGUCUUCCCUGCCAGCUAGCUCGGCAGUAGGUCCAUGUAGAGACAGUGACUCAACUUCAUCCAAGUCCACAGGAAUAAAGGCUCAGAAACAUCCGACCUCUUCUCGAUUCCAUCAGUACCUUUGAUAGAAAUUGUUUAGAGCUAAAACAUUCAGGAGCUAGGCCAACAUAAGGGGUAUAUUUCCUCCCCACACCCCUCGGUAACAGGUUGGAAAACUCCCGAUCAUUGGAGCCAAAAAACUCAAUUUUUAAAAUGUUUACCAAUAGAAUCCUGAAGUCCCACCAUUGAUGACUUUUUAAAAACACUUUUUUAUCAAUUUCCCUUCACUUAACUAUCUUCGUUUUAUAGAAAAUUGAAAGAUACUGCUGCAUUGUAUUUUUGGAAAUCUUAUUUGUUUCUCGUAAGGGAUUAAGCUAGAUGGACAUUAAGAGACAUACUUGGAUUCUUUAAGGAAAAUCAAAUUAAUUGCUUGGAAAUAACAUUUGAAACAAAAUUACCAAAAGCAUUUAGACUUUGAAUUCUAUGCAGAUUUGACCAACUUUCCAUCGAAGUUCCACAGAUGUGGACAAAACCUUGGAAAAUGGUCUUUUAGGUCACUUAAUGGUUUCUCUCCAAAUUCCAUUGGCUUCUCACAACAGAUAGAGUGAGAUAUCUGUAUCUGGUGAUCUGUUGAAAUCUCCACAAUUAGCAUUUAUCCCAGGAAAUGUGGACUUUUAAAUUUGAAAUUCCCUUCACUAGAAAGGCAAACUCAAAUCAGAAUAAGGUUGGAAUGUAAGGUCUCAGCAUUUGAAAGAUAUAGACUGUCUGAAUAAUGUUCUGUGAAGGAUCUGUCCCCAAAUGAUUUUUCCCUUUACAUUGUGGAUGCAUCAAGUGUAUUUGGAGCAUUUUAUGUUCUUUACAUUGGAUCUUUAAUUGCACAGGACCGGUCAGAGUGGAUGUGGGCUAAAGGGAAUGAUUCAAAAGGGCUGUAAAUAUCAGUGUACGGUGUAGUCGCAGAAUUCAAAAGACUUUAACUACUAAUAUGCCGUUGUGGUUAGAGGUUGGCAUAAGAGUAACUAGCGUUGAAAUUGCUUUGCUAACCUUCCAUGUUUUGGUGCAGUUUAACUCAGUUAGUUGAACCUUGGUGCCGCAACUUAUAACGAUCAACGUCAUUUCUUUCCAACCCUGUUUGCACAGAGAACGUGUUGCUCCCAGUUUCAGUUGCUCAAAAGAAAGGGAAGGAUUUGUGACAGAUGGAGCACUUAAACUCUCAUAUAUUUAGGAAAACAUUCAAAAUACUAUGCACGUGCCAUUAGGUACAGCAGCAAGGUGUUGCCUCAUGAUGAAUCUUCGUUACUUUAACUUCCAAUUCCUUAUAGAUGCUGCCUCGCCCGCUGAGUUUCUCCAGCAUUUUUGUCUACCUGCUUCUUAGCUCUAUGCUGUUAUGUCAACAUCUGCUGUGAAGAACAAGGAUAACCAGGGUGUUUUAGUAGUAUUAGGAGUUAACCCUGACUGCAGAGCUACUGUUUUCAAUGGCCCUUGUGAUACCAGAGAUUGGAGUUUAAUUCUUGUGAUGUCUACGUAGUCCUAAUUUUGAGAGAGUGCUGAUUAAAAGAGCAGUCUUUUUAAUUGGCUUUGAUCUCUUGCUUCUCAUAUCUCGCCAAACAGCUUGGAAAUGAAUCUAAAUAAAAGAUAUUAGCGGUCAGUGAACAAGUUGUGUGACUGUCAUCUGGGUGGCAUCACAACAGCCAUUGAUUUCACUGUCUUAAGGUAAAAGAUAGCAUAAUGCAGGUGGCUUACAGCCUGCACUGAGAAUAUCCUCCCAGCUUCUCUUCCACCACUGCCACAACUUCUCUGGAACUGCCUGCGUGUGUAUUUAAAUAUUGGAUUUGCUGCACUCAGCUUUACAAUGGAGAAACUGGAACACUUUGGAGGAAAUAGAACUAAAAUGCUGGACAUACUCAGCAGGUCAGGCAGCAUCUGAUGCAGCCUAACCAGAGCAUUUCCAGCAUUUUGUGUUUACUGCAGAGGUGAGGUUGAAGCUUCCUUUGACCAUCAGAAAAUGCUGUUGCUUGCUCGUUGUUUCCAGAUCUAGUUGUUGACAUAUUAGUCUGCAUUACAUCUUUACUACCAGAUGAGAGUAAAUUGAAACUUUCAUUUUUCCCUAGAUGAUAAAAAAAAAUUAUCUGGUCAUAAAUAAUUUCUGUUAAUUGCAUAUUAGCUUCCUGCUGUUUAACAACAGAUUUAAUUAUUAAGAAACCAGUUUAUAAAAAGGAUAAAUCUAUUUUCUGCUUUAAAAAAAAAAAGUAGUUAUACUUUACUACAACUAAUGCACUAAUCACUAAAGUAUUUAUGUAUUGUACUUAUUAACAGAAAGAUUAGAUACCCAAACUAACAAGUUAAGUUUUGUUUUAUUUAAUUAAGAUGUCUUUUGGGAGCACCAUCUUUGUGUCAAAAUUGGUGAAGGGUGAGUCUGGAGAAUUAUAAAUCAGUUAUAUCAAGAGGAAUGUAGAACCCGUAGAAGUGCUGAUGGAUUUUGAUGGAAUUUAAUGCACUAGCACAGUGGUAGGAAUACAUUUUACAAUCUUUGCCAGGCAGAACAUGGAUUUAUAAUGGCUGUAUUUUUUAAAUGUAAAGUGAAAUGGAACUCCCUUUUCAUUUUAAUCACAAGGAUAUAUAUUAUGGUAGCACUUAGCACUCCAGCAUGACUACAUUCAUGGAGAAUAGUCGUCUUACUCAGUUCAACCCAUUCUGCAUCCAAUAUGUAUUGCCACAACAAAUAUCUCAACACAAGGUCUUCUGACAUUUGUUCAGCUGGCUGAGGCGAUGACAAAAUGUCCACUUUGAACCUUGUCUUUGCUGAAUUAACAGAUUUCAACCAGAUCAUGAUUCUCUGUAAACAUUAAUGACCAGAAAGAAUAUUUGCUUUCCAUGGAACAAACUA